This is a messenger RNA of Andrographis paniculata, 2217 nucleotides long. Its product is annotated as FACT complex subunit SSRP1. The coding region runs from base 21 to 2051 and encodes 676 amino acids. Gene Ontology annotation, cellular component: FACT complex; nucleus. Gene Ontology annotation, molecular function: nucleosome binding; histone binding; DNA binding. The transcript has 16 exons. Lineage: Eukaryota; Viridiplantae; Streptophyta; Magnoliopsida; Lamiales; Acanthaceae. The record is from RefSeq and is a predicted model, not a curated record.
UUAUUUCUCUUUCGCGCCACAUGCUCUUCCCGACAUUCUGCUUAAGUUCACCGCGACGGUCUGCUUUGCUCUGCUCUUCUGCGCACUUUUCGUUUCACUUGUUCGUACCGGCGAUGACGGAUGGUCACUUGUUCAAUGGUAUUUCUCUCGGUGGUCGGGGAGGCUCUAAUCCAGGACAGCUCAGAGUUCACUCAAGUGGUAUAGUAUGGAAGAAACAAGGUGGUGGGAAAGCUGUGGAAGUUGAUAAAUCUGACUUGCUAGGUCUUUCCUUGAUGAAGGUUCCUCGAUCCAAUCAACUUGGGGUCCGGACUAAAGAUGGCCUGCAUUAUAAAUUCACUGGGCUUCGAGAUCAGGAUGUUGCCAGCCUGACUGCAUAUUUUCAGUCUAAUUUUGGGAAAACACCAGAGGAAAAACAGCUAUCCGUUAGUGGAAAAAACUGGGGAGAUGUUGAUCUAAAUGGUAACACUCUAACUUUUCUUGUGGGUGGUAAACAAGCAUUUGAGAUAUCGUUAGCUGAUGUCGCACAGACCCAACUUCAAGGAAAAAAUGACGUCAUGUUGGAAUUUCAUGUAGAUGAUACAACUGGGGCUAAUGAAAAAGAUUCCUUGAUGGAAAUAAGUUUUCAUAUUCCCAAUUCAAACACUCAAUUUGUUGGGGAUGAUAACCAUCCGUCUGCUCAGGUGUUCCGAGACAGGAUUGUUUCAAUGGCAGAUGUUGGAGCUGGUGGCGAAGAAGCUGUAACAACAUUUGAUGGGAUCGCCAUACUCACACCUAGGGGGCGAUACAAUGUUGAGCUUCAUCUGUCAUUUUUACGUCUCCAAGGGCAAGCCAAUGACUUCAAAAUCCAAUACAGCAGUGUUGUUCGUGUUUUUUGGUUACCUAAGUCUAACCAGCCACACACCUUUGUUGUAAUUACUCUUGAUCCGCCAAUUAGAAAGGGACAAACUUUGUAUCCACAUAUUGUGAUGCAGUUUGAGACAGAAGCCGUGAUAGAGGCCAAAUUAUCAAUGAGUGAAGAUCUUUAUAACACCAAGUAUAAGGACAAGCUCAAGCCAUCGCAAAAGGGACUCAUCCAUGAGAUCUUUAUUGCUAUUCUUCGAGGAUUAUCCGGUGUCAAAGUCACCAAGCCUGGAACAUUUCGCAGUCAUCAAGAUGGUUAUGCUGUGAAGUCAUCACUCAAAGCUGAGGAUGGAGUUCUCUACCCACUUGAAAAAAGCUUUUUCUUUUUACCCAAGCCUCCUACUCUAAUUCUGCAUGAGGAGAUCGACUAUGUGGAAUUUGAGAGGCAUUCUGCCGGAGGGUCAAAUAUGCACUACUUCGAUCUUCUCAUCAGACUUAAGACUGAACAAGAGCACCUUUUCCGUAACAUCCAGAGAAAUGAGUACCUCAAUCUGUUUAAAUUUAUCAAUGUCAAAGGCUUGAAGAUCAUGAAUUUGGGAGGGGGAGAUCGGGCUACAGAAGGAGUAGCUGCUGUCCUUACUGAUAUUGACGAUGCUGUUGAUCCUCAUCUUGAGAGGAUCAAGAAUCAAACCAUUGGAGAUGAGAGUGAUGAGGAGGAUGAAGAUUUUGUGGCUGACAAAGAUGAUGAAGGUUCUCCCACAGAUGAUUCUGGGGAAGGAGAAUCUGAUGCAAGCGAGGGUGGCGAGCCGAUGGAGACACCGACUAAAAAGAAAUCCAAGAAAGAAGCUUCUGCUCCAAGGGCAUCAUCUAGUAGAAAAAAAUCUAAAGAUGGGGACGAAGAUGGGACAAAGAAGAAGAAACAGAAGAGGAAAAAAGAUCCAAAUGCACCCAAGAGAGCAAUCAGUGCCUUUAUGUUCUUUUCCCAAACCGAGAGAGAGAACUUGAAGAGCAGCAAUCCGGGAAUCUCGUUUACAGAGAUGGCGAGAGUACUUGGAGAAAGAUGGAACAAGAUGACAGCUGAGGAGAAAGCUCCGUAUGAAGCUCGAGCCCGGGCUGACAAGAAAAGAUACAGUGAAGAGAUCAGUGGCUACAAAAACCCUCAGGCAAGUAGUAAUAAUGUAGAAAUGGUUGAAGAAUCUGACAGUGAGUGAGAUUAGUCAGUCAGUGAAUGAAGAAAGGUGUAACUUAAAAGACUAGUUAGUAUUGCAUUGCUUGUAAUGUUUAGUCUCUCAUAUUUAUGCUUUAGAUGCAUACAACGAAAUGCCAUCACAUGUUUUCCAUUAUAUAUAUAUAUAUAUUAAUCUGUGUGUGUGUGCA